AUGGAUCACAUCGUGUACCAAGGCAGCACCAUCUACGAUGCCGCGCUGAAAGGAAACUUCCCACUCGUGGUGCUGUUAUGGGGCAUGAUAGCUGCCCAGCAAAUGAGCCCAUUCACCCCCGAUGACAACAACAACUCUGUGAUCCACUACGCCGCAGCAGGUGGUAACGUCGAAAUUCUGCAUUUUUUCGCCCAGCAGGCUGUCCUGGCGAGUCCAAAUGCCACGACUAUCAUGGACGGGCCCAACAAGAGCGGCGAGACGCCGUUGAUCCGCGCGGCCCAUGUUGGGAAUGUAUUGUCGGUGAAAGUGCUCGUCGACUUGGGAUGCAACGUCAUGCAUCAGGAUGCAAACGGAAACACAGCGGCCCACCACGCAGCUCGUGAAGGGCAGAUAUGGAUGCUGCACUACUUGCUCGAAGCGCAAACGACUCUAAACAUUGAAGGUUGUGUUCCUGGUGGGCAGUGCGCUAUGAAGCGAGAUAUUUUGCAGUGGGCGUGUGACGGCGGUAUGUGUCACGGCUCACGGCACUUAGUGACGAUUGUCACCGUGCGCAUGCAUCAGGGAAGCAGGAAAUGA
Molecule: messenger RNA, 576 nt
Organism: Aphanomyces invadans
Lineage: Eukaryota; Oomycota; Saprolegniomycetes; Saprolegniales; Verrucalvaceae
Exons: 1
Coding region: 1-576 (191 amino acids)
Molecular function (GO): protein binding
Source: RefSeq, a predicted model, not a curated record